Messenger RNA from Guillardia theta CCMP2712, 436 nucleotides. RefSeq lists its product as hypothetical. The transcript is spliced from 3 exons. Lineage: Eukaryota; Cryptophyceae; Pyrenomonadales; Geminigeraceae. The coding region runs from base 1 to 258 and encodes 85 amino acids. The record is from RefSeq and is a predicted model, not a curated record.
AUGCAGAUCACAAAGUUGGUCCAACAAAUGCUCCAGUUCACGGGGAUGGGAGGGCCGAUGGGUGUUUACGACGAGUAUGAUACCGGAGUAUGCGGAGACGGGGGCACAAACUGUGUCGCGAGAGACAAUGAGGGCUACUACGGGCUGAAAGGAGUCGAUCCUUCUCUCAUUGGCGACGACGGUUCGGUUGCUUGUCCUCCAGCCUUUGAUUGCAACGGAGUAGCUCCUCAGUUCUGGCAUCCAAACAACUACAUCUGAGGAGUGCAUUGUAACAACAGUAUCUGGUGGAGCAUCGAAGGAUGACAUGGGCGCGGCAUUUGGGUUCAACAUGUAGUUUUUGUCAUAGAAAAACAGAGCAAAGGCCUUGAAGGGGUCGAGCUGUGAUUACCAUCGCAGAGCACAAACUGAGCAAGACAAUGAAAAUGUGUAGGAAAUG